AUGGCCGAGGCUGCCGAGGACUCCACCGAAACACUCGACAAGAAGUGGUGGUCUGAGGACGACGACAUCUUGCUGCUAACGCAGAUCAACAACGAUCGGCCGUUCUUGCAACGGCAAGCCACAAAGGCAUGGGAGGCCAUGGCGUUGACACUGCGUGGGAUCGAUGAGUUUAACCAGCAAGGAAUCGACGGGAAGAAGGCCCAAAACCGUUUCCUUCUGUUGAUGCGUCAACACAAGACGCGAAAAGAAACGGCGGCUCGGCUGUCAGGUGCCGCGGAGGAGGAGACAGCGAAGUCCCGACUGCUUGAUGACUUGGCGUCGCUGUUCAAUGACGCUAUUGUGAAGCGCAAGAAGGCUGCGGCUGUUGUGGAUGCUGCCGAGAAGGCAGAAAAGGUCAAGUUUGUUCGUGAGCAAGCAAUGCAACGUGGACGUCGCCAGUCUUUCUCGGACUCUUCUGAUGUUGCGGAACCUACUGUCACCAGCAAACGAAAGAUGAUCAUGGAUGCCCAUGAGAUGGAAGUCGCGCUGGAACUAGAGAAAUUGGAGUUCAAAAGACUCAAGUUCGAGCGUGAGCUGGAAGAGCGUGCCAAGGGCCGCGAGGAGCGUGAAAAAUAA
This is a messenger RNA of Aphanomyces invadans, 615 nucleotides long. RefSeq lists its product as hypothetical. The transcript has a single exon. The record is from RefSeq and is a predicted model, not a curated record. NCBI's taxonomy places the organism in Eukaryota, Oomycota, Saprolegniomycetes, Saprolegniales, Verrucalvaceae. Bases 1 to 615 code for a protein of 204 amino acids.